Messenger RNA from Echinops telfairi (small Madagascar hedgehog), 7148 nucleotides. RefSeq names its product tetratricopeptide repeat, ankyrin repeat and coiled-coil containing 1 (gene TANC1). Bases 48 to 5483 code for a protein of 1811 amino acids. The record is from RefSeq and is a predicted model, not a curated record. Lineage: Eukaryota; Metazoa; Chordata; Mammalia; Afrosoricida; Tenrecidae. Gene Ontology annotation, cellular component: glutamatergic synapse. Gene Ontology annotation, molecular function: protein binding. Gene Ontology annotation, biological process: regulation of postsynapse organization. The transcript has 26 exons.
ACCGGCCAAACUUAACUUGGCCCAUUGUGUCCGCGCCCCGGGAGGAAAUGCGGCGGUGGCCAGGAGCUGACUGUUGGGGAAGAGCCAUCCCAGAAGAAACGCCCGGGGAGAAAAUUGUGAGCAAACUCCAUUACCUUCUCUUUGGAGACUGUGGGGACAUUUCCACAAACAAAAGCACAAGAGUGCUGAAAAUGCUAAAGGCUGUUCUGAAGAAGAGCCGAGAGGGAGGAAAGGGGAGCAAGAAGGAAGCAGGAGGGGACUUUGAUCCAGAGACUUCUCCAGUCCUUCCUCCUGGCCAUGGUGGCGACUUCCCUGUUAGCAGCCUCUCGGUAGCAGAAGACACCUACAGGGUGAGCUUGGCCAAAGGUGUCUCUAUGUCUCUGCCAUCAUCACCCCUGCUGCCGAGACAGUCCCACCUGGUACCAUCAAGAUCAACCAAGAAGUCUCCAGGUCCCGUCAGGAAGCCCAAGUAUGUGGCAAGCCCCAGAGUGCCUGGCGAUGGAGUUACAGUCCCGUUCAGAGACAUGUCCAAGCCAACAGAGCCCAGUGCGAAUGAAGCAAAGGCUGAUAAUGAACCGAGCUGUUCCCCGGCAGCUCAAGAACUGUUGACAAGGCUGGGAUUUUUACUGGGCGAAGGGAUCCCGAGUGCCACACACAUAACCAUUGAAGAAAAAAAUGAAACCAUGUGCACGGCUCCUAGCCAAGGCAUCAGCCCUUGCUCCACCCUCACAAGCAGCACCGCAUCUCCCAGCACCGAUAGCCCCUGCUCGACCUUGAAUAGCUGUGUCAGCAAGACGGCAGCCAGCAAAAGUCCCUGUGAGACCGUUAGCAGCCCUAGUUCCACCCUGGAAAGCAAGGACAGUGGAAUUAUAGCCACCAUCACAAGCUCAUCAGAGAACGAUGACCGAAGUGGCUCCAGUCUGGAAUGGAGUAAAGACGGAAGCCUGAGGCUGGGGGUUCAGAAGGGAGUGCUGCAUGACCGCAGGGCAGACAAUUGCUCCCCGGUGGCAGAAGAGGAGAACACUGGGUCAGCGGAGAGCUUGCUGCCUAAAGCGGAAGCCUCAGUUGGAGAUGGUCCAGUGCCCUAUUCUCAGAGCUCCAGCUCGCUAAUAAUGCCACGGCCCAACUCGGUUGCAGCGACAAGCUCAACCAAAUUGGAAGAUCUGAGCUACUUGGACGGACAGCGAAAUGCACCGCUUCGAACGUCCAUGCGGUUACCGUGGCACAGUACGGCAGGAGGCCGGCCGCAGGAAGCUAAAGGCUGGUCUCUCUUCCCGACAGCUGCAGAUUCCCCCCACGAUCUUCCUUUCACCCCACUGCUCUCACCGGCGAGCGGGACCCACCCUGCCAAGACGCCCUCUGGGUCCGGGGCUGGCUCUCCUGAAACCCAGAGACCAGGAGAAGACUCGGUGAAGUACCUGGCUUCAAAGGUCGUGGCCUACCACUACUGCCAGGCGGACAACACGUACACCUGCCUGGUGCCCGAGUUUGUGCACAGCGUCGCAGCCCUCCUCUGCCGGUCCCAUCAGCUGGGGGCCUACCGAGACCUGCUGAUCAAGGAGCCCCCGCUGCAGAGCAUGCUGAGCCUGCGGUCCUGUGUGCAGGACCCCGUGGCAGCCUUCAAGAGGGGCGUACUGGAGCCGCUCACCACCCUGAGACACGAGCAGAAAAUUCCAGAAGAAGAGUACAUUAUUCUGAUAGAUGGCUUAAACGAAGCGGAGUUUCAUAAGCCUGAUUAUGGAGAUACACUGUCUUCGUUUAUUUCCAAAAUUAUUUCAAAGUUUCCUGCCUGGUUGAAGUUGAUUGUGACUGUAAGAGCAAAUUUUCAGGAAAUUGUAAGUGCACUGCCGUUCAUCAAGAUUUCCUUAGAUGACUUCCUGGACAACAAAGACAUCCACAAUGACCUGCAAGCCUACGUCCAGCACCGGGUCCAGAGCAGCCCAGACAUUCUCAGUAACAUCUCCCUGAACGGCAAGGCCGACGCAGCGCUCAUUGGCAAAGUGAGCAGCCACCUGGUGCUGCGGAGCCUUGGCUCCUACCUAUACCUGAAGCUCACCUUGGACCUCUUCCAGAGGGGACACCUGGUCAUUAAAAGUGCCAGCUAUAAGGUUGUGCCGGUGUCGCUGUCUGAGCUGUACUUGCUGCAGUGCAACAUGAAGUUCAUGACCCAGGCCGCCUUCGAGAGAGCCCUGCCCAUCCUCAACGUGGCCCUCGCCUCCCUGCACCCCAUGACGGACGAGCAGCUGUUCCAGGCCAUCAACGCGGGCCAGGUGCAGGGGGAGCAGACCUGGGAGGACUUCCAGCAGAGGAUGGAGGCCCUCUCCUGCUUCCUCAUCAAGCGGCGAGACAGGACCCGCAUGUUCUGCCACCCGUCCUUCAGGGAGUGGCUGGUGUGGAGAGCAGAUGGCGAAAACACAGCCUUCCUGUGUGAGCCCAGGAACGGGCACGCCCUGCUGGCCUUCCUGUUCUCUCGGCAGGACGGCAAGCUGAACCGCCAGCAGACCGUGGAGCUGGGCCACCACAUCCUGAAGGCACACAUUUUCAAGGGCCUCAGCAAGAAGAUGGGAAUCUCCUCAAGCCACCUCCAAGCCCUGUGGAUCGGUUACAGCACAGAGGGGCUGUCUGCCGCCCUCGCUUCGCUCAGGAACCUCUACACUCCCAACGUGAAGGUGAGCCGUCUCCUGAUCUUGGGAGGAGCCAAUGUGAACUACCGGACGGAAGUGUUAAACAAUGCCCCCAUCCUGUGUGUCCAGUCUCACCUUGGUCACGAGGAAGUCGUCACUCUGCUCCUGGAAUUUGGCGCCUUCCUGGACGGAAUGUCUGAGAACGGCAUGACUGCCCUCUGCUAUGCGGCAGCUGCGGGCCACAUGAAGCUGGUGUGUCUGCUGGCUAAGAAGGGGGCUAGGGUGGACCACUUGGACAAGAAAGGCCAAUGUGCACUUGUGCACAGCGCACUGAGGGGCCACGGCGACAUUCUCCAGUACCUGCUGACCUGCGAGUGGUCAGACACUCCCCCGCUGACAGGCGCGCUGAAGAAGAGCCAGGCCCUACAGCAGGCGCUGACAGCGGCCGCCAGCAUGGGCCACAGCUCGGUGGUCCAUUGCUUGCUGGGAAUGGAAAAGGAACAUGAAAUAGAAGUCAAUGGUGCGGACACACUGUGGGGAGAAACAGCGCUCACGGCUGCCGCAGGAAGAGGGAAGCUGGAGGUCUGUGAGCUACUGCUGGAGCACGGAGCGGCCGUGUCCCGGACCAACAGGCGAGGGGUCCCACCUUUGUUUUGUGCGGCACGGCAGGGGCAUUGGCAGAUCGUGAGGCUGCUGCUGGAGCGCGGCUGUGACGUGAACCUGAGCGACAAGCAGGGCCGGACGCCCCUCAUGGUGGCUGCGUGUGAAGGGCACCUGAGCACCGUGGAGUUCCUCCUUUCCAAAGGCGCCGCUCUGGCUUCUCUGGACAAAGAGGGUCUGUCAGCGUUAAGCUGGGCUUGUCUGAAAGGCCACAGAGCCGUGGUCCAGCAUCUAGUUGACGAAGGAGCCGAGAUAGACCAGACGGACAAAAACGGCCGCACACCUUUGGACCUGGCCGCCUUCUACGGGGAUGCGGAGACGGUGCUGUACCUGGUGGAGAAGGGCGCUGUGAUCGAGCAUGUGGACCACAGCGGCAUGCGUCCUCUGGACAGAGCCAUCGGCUGUCGAAACACAUCUGUGGUGGUGACGCUGCUGAGGAAAGGGGCCAAGUUAGGAAACGCUGCCUGGGCGAUGGCCACUUCCAAACCUGAUAUUUUGAUUAUCCUUCUGCAGAAGUUAAUGGAGGAAGGAAAUGUGAUGUACAAAAAAGGGAAGAUGAAAGAAGCCGCCCAGCGCUAUCAGUACGCCCUCCGGAAGUUUCCGCGCGAGGGGCUCGGAGAGGACAUGAGGCCGUUCAAUGACUUACGAGUGUCCCUCUAUCUCAAUCUGUCUCGCUGCCGGAGAAAAACAAACGACUUCGGCAUGGCAGAAGAAUUUGCUUCCAAGGCUCUCGAGUUGAAGCCCAAGUCCUACGAAGCCUAUUAUGCCAGGGCCCGGGCAAAGAGAAAUAGCAGGCAGUUUGCAGCAGCGCUGGCUGACCUGCGGGAAGCCGUGCAGCUCUGCCCCACCAACCAGGAGAUCCGGCGGCUCCUGGCGCGCGUGGACGAGGAGUGCAGGCAGGUGCAGCGCAGCCAGCAGCUCAAGCAGCAGGGCCCUGCGCCGGCCGCGCCCCACGACUCGGAUCACGAGGAGGACGCCUCCACCCCGGACUUCAGCGACCCCUUGCCUCUGGAAGAGGCCGAAGAGGAAGAAACUUCCCCCCGGGAAGAAUUGAGUCCCCCGCCACCGCCAAGGCCCCAGCCGUGCUCCUCGGGCCCCUCCCCGUACAUCCGAAACCUGCAAGAGGGCCUGCAGUCCAGAGUCAGGCCGGUGUCGCCGCAGCUUCGGGCGGCCCCGGGCAAGGCCCUCCGGGAGCCGCUCGCGCCGCCGGGCCUGACCAUGCAGCCCUCCAAGCAGGCGCAGAUCGUGAAAACCAGCCAGCACCUGGGCUCGGCGCCGCCCGCGGGGAGAAGCGGCAGCGUGAAGCUGCCGGGGGCUUCUCCGAACCCUCCCCCGAGCCCCAUGCCAGGCAGACCCUCCGCCUCCACCGGCCACCGGGGCCCGCACGUCGAGGGAGUGGGUCCUUGCCCCGCGGCCACCGGCGCUGGCCCUUUUGGGGAUCGACUGGGCUCUGGCCCAAAUGCCCAGCUGCCACGCAGUGACAGUGGCACCGGGUACCCUUUGCCAAGCAAGGUCAAGACUGCAGAGAGGCUUGUGUCUCAUGGCUCCGUGGCCGGGGAUGUCACCCCGCCAAGCCAGGCCGGGCCAGCUUCCCUGGCCAGCUCGGGCUCGUCCGACUCUCCUUCCAGCAGCAUCAAGAUGUCCAGUUCAACCAGUAGUUUGGCGUCCAGCAGCAGCUUCUCUGACGGCUUCAAGGUCCCGGGAGCGGAUGCUCGAGUUAAGGAGAAGGUGGCUAACCAGGGCCCCGGCGGUCCCGGGGAACACAGGCCACGCACCACCCCGUUCAUGGGCAUCAUGGACAAGACGGCGAGGUUCCAACAGCAGGGCCACCCUCCCAGCCGCACCUGGCACUCGCAGGUGGCCGAGGGCCUCCUGAGCAGCACAUCACCUGCAGCUGGCCUGCAGCCCUCAAACUCAGAGAGGCCCUCUCUCAGACCAACGGGGGGCUAUGGUAACCCAGCCAAAACCUGCUCCGUUUCUACCCUGGGUGGAAGCGUCCGCAACGGGGCCCCGGGGAAGGAACUAGAAGAAAAGUGCCAAAUCCCAGUCCACUGUCAAGAAGGCAGGGUGGCUAAGACGGUUUCUCAUCUGUACCAAGAAAGUCUCUCCAAACAGCAGCCUCACAUCGGCAGUGAAGCCCACAGGAGUCACCUCUCUUCAGCAAAACCAAAGCGAUCGUUCAUAGAGUCAAAUGUGUGAGCCUUAGAGAGACCCGGGGCACAAUCGGAAAACUAUUGGCUCCUGGUGGUGAAUAAUCAUUAAAUGUUUUGUUGUUGCGGCGUGAGUGGGUUGUUUUUUUUUUUUUAAUCAGAAAAAUGCCUUUCAGCCUCGCUUCCCCUCACCCCCCUUAUUCUCUGGAGUGGCUCUGGUGGCACUGAUCUUUUGGAAAUAGGAGAGAAAAUGUCUUUCAGAAACAGCUGCAAGUCACCAUAUAUAAGAAUGUUAACCUGAUCAAAGAUUAUCAGCUACAACUCACUAUGCUUAUGAAAUUAGAAAUGAAAAUGGGCCAAAAUAUUGACUCAUGCUUUUCUCUUAAACUAGCUGUUGUUGUUUUUCACGGCCCUCUUAGCUUUGCUGUGUGGUAAAAUCUUAAUACUUAGAGAACAGAAAAGUUUACUGUUAAAGAAUGAUACGGUCCACUCAUAGUAUCCGUAGGGUGGACUUUUCAAGUGACAGUUCCACUGAGUCAAAACUAUAAUACAGAAAUUCAGACUGAAAAAAAAUAAAUUCAGACUAGACGCCUAACCGAAUAGAAGUACAGCUGUAAACAUAAUACACUUCAUUAUUUUUUCUCUGCAAAGCAAAACAGAACACCCAAAUACUGUUCCCUUCAUACCUGUUCUCUUAAAAGGAUUAAACACUUAUUUCAGUGUUGUGGCUCUUAUUCAAACUAUUUCUACAACACCUUUUUGGAAGUGUCAUUUUUCAAGGUGUUUGUGACAUUUGGAAAUAAGUGUAAGACAUUUGGAAUCAAGAUUGGUGGUCGAGAUGGGUUUGGGUAGAAGACAGGCCAGCAAGCUUUAGAGCUUGUUAAGUUGGCUCUUCACUGGCUCCCAGACACUCCUGGGACACGCCUUCCAAGGAAGGUCUUUCACAGACGAUAGUUGACUUGGAUGCUUAAGGUGUGGUUGGUUGUUGCUUUUGUUUUGUAUAACCUCAUUACAGUCAUGUGCUGUACAUAUUAAAUAACCAAGUUUUAUCCAGACUUGUAAAUAUAACUGUUUUAAAGUAGUUAACCUUAAAAUAAUGUCCAGUUAUAUAUUUGCAUGUUGUUUGUAAGCUUCAUCCAUGCUGGUUGUUGCACUGAAUGAUAGGAUAGCAUGUUAACAGUAUACCAGGAACAGCACUUUAUCACAUUUAUAUGAACACCAUUGAGGUGCUACUUAAGUCCAAGCUGAUGUAUUAUUCGUUUGUAAAGGUAGGUACAGGAAUGAGCCUUGGUUUCAAGGUAUUUUUAUAUGAAAAUGGUGUUAUUGGAGGAUGUUAAGAUGCUAGUUUGAGAGAGGGGAGUGCACUUGUUUUAUAUGUUGGGAUGUGAGAGUUAUUUUCUAGAAUUGGGGAGAAGUUCUAUAUUUACAGAAUGUUUUUUAAAAUGACACGUAGUUGUAAAGAUGUUAACCGGGAAGCAUCCAGCAGUGUUUUGUACAAGUAGGAAUUUCCUGGUGUCUUCCUUCAGCAUCUGUUCCUAUGUACAGUGUACUUUAAACAAAUAGCUUUAUAAUUUUUAUAAGCUUUUUAUGAGUUCUGCAUAUAUAACUAGUAUGGCUUAUUUAUUGUUUUCUUUAGUAUUUGUGGAAGUCUUUUGUCAUGUAGUUCCUGCACAACUACUGUACUUUUCCACAUGGAAUAAAGACUCUGAACUGA